AUGGCCGCGCCCGUCAGCUUGAAAGAUCUCACGAUCGACAACAUCACCGAAAAUGUUCACGCUAUCAACUCCCAAUGUGGCAACCCGCGCUUGAAGUAUAUUCUCGAAAGAGUUGUUACUCAUCUUCAUGACUUGGCGAGAGAGACGAGACUUACGACUGAUGAGUGGAUGACUGCCAUUCAAUUCUUGACACAAGUUGGUCAGAUUUCGUCAGACGUGAGACAGGAAUUUAUCUUGUUAUCUGAUAUCCUUGGGCUUUCCCUUCUAGUCGACUCAAUCGAUCAUCCCAAGCCAGAGGGCAGCACUGAAGGAACCGUCCUAGGACCUUUCCAUACCCAUGAAGCGGAGCAUGUGGGAGAAGGCAGUCUUAUCUCUCAAGACCCAGACGGCGAGCCUCUUCUUGUUCUUUGCACCUUGAAGGAUAUCGAUGGGAAACCAAUCGACGGAGCCAGCAUUGAUGUCUGGGAGACUGACUCAAAGGGCUUCUAUGACGUGCAGCAUGCAGACAGAAUCGGUCCUGAUGGCAGGGCAGUUUUGAAGAGCGACAGCGAGGGUAACUUUUGGUUCAAGGCUAUCGUUCCUGUCCCAUAUCCUAUUCCCCACGAUGGACCGGUAGGAAAGUUACUCAAAGUGCUCGGUCGUCAUCCGUACAGACCGAGUCAUAUGCACUUUAUGUUCAAGAAAGAUGGCUACGAUCCUCUCAUCACCGCACUCUACCUCAAAGACGACCCUUACGAAUCCACCGAUGCUGUCUUUGGCGUAAAGAAUUCCCUUGUUGUUUCUAUCCAGAAAGUCACGGAUGAGGAAAUGGCGAAGAAAUAUGAUGUGAAAGUUGGCACUGCUUUAAUGACUUAUGACUUUGUCUUGGUUUCGGAUACGGCUGCUGCUAAGCUGCGAAGACAGAAGGCUGAGGAGGCGAUGGCUGGUUUGGGUCGUAACUUUAAGUUUAUUGAUGAUUUGCCUGUUCCUGAUGUAGAUUAG
Messenger RNA from Fusarium coffeatum, 981 nucleotides. RefSeq lists its product as uncharacterized. Lineage: Eukaryota; Fungi; Ascomycota; Sordariomycetes; Hypocreales; Nectriaceae. Bases 1 to 981 code for a protein of 326 amino acids. The record is from RefSeq and is a predicted model, not a curated record. Gene Ontology annotation, molecular function: catechol 1,2-dioxygenase activity; ferric iron binding. The transcript has 3 exons. Gene Ontology annotation, biological process: catechol-containing compound metabolic process.